AUGCCUUCUGCACGCACAAACCAGCCUACCAUCGUUCAUUCGCGGCCUUCCACGGCCAAGAAGGAGCGCGUGGUCGGCUUCUACGAGGACCCAGUCGACUCUUUCUCCCGUCCUGUCAACACCGCUGAGAGCUGGGCCGCCUACCACUUCGAGAUGCACGCCAGGAAGUGUGCUUACUGCCACAACCCCUAUGAAGUCCACCGCAACCACGAGCAGCUCUGCGAGGUCGGCCACGGCCUGGCCCAACAAGUCGCUCGCUACAUCUACCAAAAGUCCGACGGAGCCACCUACUCAACUGUCGAGGAAGACAACAAGCUUGUCCGCGUAGAGAUCCCAGCCGGUUACGUUGAGGUCUGCAGUCUCCUCAAGGCCAUUGAGCGCAGCAUCCGUCACCGAUCCCGCAAGCCAUUCGUCUCCAUGGACCGCAGCUACUACGUUGCCCCUCGCACAGCACCCGCCUCUCCCCGACGAAGCCACUCCGUCAAGGUUGAGCAAGAGCCAAAGACCAAGACCAAGCCAUAUGCGCGAUCACGAAACGGCGAGAUUGUCGACUGGCCACAGCACACCACCACCAGGCCAAAGCGACCACUCGCCGAGAUUAGCAACACUCCCAGCUCCAAGCGCGGUUCUCUCUACGAGGAGGACCUGGCUAAGCAGCGCCGAGCUGCAAAGCACUACGCCGUCGAGGUCCGCGAGCCAUCGACACGGGACCUUCGCGAGCACCGUGGCGCACACGUCGACUUCAGUGACGUGCCAAGAAAGAUCUAUGAAUACACAAGAGUUGCAAGGCGGUAUCCAGGUACAGUACUGUUCUCACUAACCGUUUGCACUCAUUUCGCUCUACCUCCAUACCCGAAAGACAUCAAGGCAAUCUAUCACGCACCCUGCCCUUUGACUAGACGCGCUACAGAUACAUACGAAGCUUCACUGUCAAGACACUUGGAGAACAGGGCGUUAUCGCAGGACUACCAAUAUCGUUUGCUUGUUCUGGUAGUUGAGAUAUCUUUCACUGAUUGCAGGCGCUCUGGAGACGCGAUUGCCGAUGCUGACAACCACGAUAUGAUACGCGUUCGGUUAAACCACGACGCAGCCCACGCGCGACCGAAAGAUACCGAACUGAAUGGGCGCAUCUUCAGCAACCCUCAAAUUAUCAAUGCAAAAGUACACACGCCUGAAGAAAAACGUCGGAAUCGGUCACAUUAUCUGGAUCAUGAUCAGCGAAGGCAUCGAAAGCAUGUGCGUUUUGAAGACACCCCCCGAUCCGAAACGCGCGCUCAAGAACCCUACCCAUGGAUGACUGCAGUUGAAGCUCAGAAGUCCAACGCAGAGUCGUGUCCGCAGAUUGGCGCCAAGCAUAAGGAAAAGACAGAAGAUAUUCGAGAGCGCGUCGACUUCCUGGACAUCAGAUACGACGAAGAUUUCGGGAAAAACGAAGAGUUCAAAACACCCGAGGAGAGGCUCAUCAAGUAG
Molecule: messenger RNA, 1470 nt
Organism: Alternaria atra
Lineage: Eukaryota; Fungi; Ascomycota; Dothideomycetes; Pleosporales; Pleosporaceae
Exons: 4
Coding region: 1-1470 (489 amino acids)
Source: RefSeq, a predicted model, not a curated record